Auanema sp. JU1783 is the source of this 792-nucleotide messenger RNA. NCBI's taxonomy places the organism in Eukaryota, Metazoa, Nematoda, Chromadorea, Rhabditida, Rhabditidae. The record is from the annotation of a GenBank genome assembly.
AUGGCAAGUGCUAGCAUUUUGAGCUCUGCACCUGAAGUGGGUAGCUGGGCUGAAGAAGUUCAAGAAAAUGCUCAAUCACAAGUUGAUAAAGAUGGUAUUAGAACUGUUGUUGAUUAUGUAACUGAAGACGAUGGAACACGCUAUAAGAUCGUUACGAAGUUCCAAAUUAUUCAAAAGAAGGUUCCCCGAGUUGUUGCCGAUAGAAAAAAAUGGAAGAAGUUUGGAGAAAGUGAAAGAGAUCCACCUGGACCACAAGUCUCCACCACAUAUGUUGCCGAAGAAGUUGAGAUGCAGUUUACCAGAAAUCGUGCUGGUGAACAAAUUUUGGACGUACAAGAAGAUAAACAGAUUAUCAAAGCUACCAAUAGAGAGCAUUGUCGUUACUGUAAAGGAAACGACCAUUGGUCUACAAGUUGUCCAUACAAGGAAAUGUACAAUAUGGAAGAUGAGACAGAUACCACAGAUGAAAAGACAGCUUUCGGAAGCAAAAGUAUUGGCAACGCUCGUGGGGAUCUUCGUGGAAACAUGGAUCGAAGAUCUGAUGAGAAUACUUGCCGUGUUACUAAUAUGCCUCAAGAGCUUGAGGAAGCCGAGCUUCGUGAAAUGUUCUCCGCUAUCGGAAAAGUUGUGCGUGUAUUCAUUGCUCGCGAUAAACUUACCAACCAACCUAAAGGAUUUGCUUUCGUCACAUAUGAUAGCCGCCAGGAUGCCGAACGGGCUAUUGCUGAAUUGAAUGGAAAGCCUAAAUAUCACAUGAUUCUCAAAGUUGAAUGGACAAGACCUAAUAGUUAA